Numida meleagris (helmeted guineafowl) is the source of this 4050-nucleotide messenger RNA. It is a transcript of the gene CCDC102B, whose product is annotated as coiled-coil domain containing 102B. The coding region runs from base 380 to 1618 and encodes 412 amino acids. The record is from RefSeq and is a predicted model, not a curated record. NCBI's taxonomy places the organism in Eukaryota, Metazoa, Chordata, Aves, Galliformes, Numididae. The transcript is spliced from 9 exons.
AAUGUUUUGUUGGAUAAAUGGCUUGUUCAUAAAAGAAAAAUAUUUUGAUUUUAGUUUUGAUAAAACCUGGCCAAUAGGAGUCAUUUUCAAGUUAGCGUGGAGUGGCCUUAAGGUUGUAAAUAAUACUGUUGGCCAAGUCCCAAUACUGUGCAGAUGAGAAAAGGAUGCAGGAAAUUCUGUUGUUUAUACAUGUCUCUAUAACUCUGAGAAGCAAGAGGAGGCUAGAAAAUCCAGAGGAUAUAGGAUCCUUAAUUACCAUAACAAGGUUUUUGUGCAGAAUGACCAGCCACCUGACUGGGCUUUUUGUAACUGCAGCAACAUCACGUGAAGUUCUGACAUUCCUGUAGAACUUAUGAAAGAUGAUGGGUGAUAUCAGAUUAUGAAUCAAAACAUGGACAUAGGAUCUGUUCAGCAACUAAUGGAAGAGACACAGAUUUUUAGGAACCAACCAGGACAGCCUAAUAAAUUAGUUGGAAUUUGCCAAACAGAUGGCAAUCUGUGUAAUUCAAAUCUUCCAUCUCAAAAUUUAUAUCCAUUUUCAUCUCAUUAUACAUGUAUGCAUACGAAUUAUGGCAGCGACUUGGAAAUUUUUGAAGCAGUAAGAAUUCGAGAACUGGAAGAAGUCAAAGCCAGAGCUGCUCAAAUGGAGAAAACCAUGCGCUGGUGGUCAGAUUGUACUGCUAAUUGGAGGGAGAAAUGGAGCAAAGUUAGAACAGAAAGAAAUAAAGCCCGAGAGGAAGUCAGACAAUUGAGAAUAAAAUUGGAUGGUGCUGUAAAAGAACUGAGUAUGCUUAGAAAGAUAAACCAAGAUUUAGUAAGUGAGAAAGAAAAUUUAGAAAAUGUAACUGCUUGGAAAACAGAAUAUUACAGUUCCUCAGAAAUAUCUCAUAUAAAAAGAGACUUAAACCAGUUAACAUUUCUGGAAGAAGAACCUGUGAAAGAAUUGAACAAAACCAACAAGAUUCCUUGGGCAGAAGACUCAAACAAGGAUGUGGAGGUAAUCAAACACCCUUUAAGAAGCAAUCAAUAUAAAAAAAUAACUUCAACGCAUCUUGAUUCCUUUCCCAGUGGAGUUACUAGUAUUUAUUUUGAGGAACCUAAAAAAGGUCUGCACAGCGCAGCUCAGACAUCAGAGAAUGAUUUAAUGCAUGCUUCUGUUUUGCAUUUGCAUUUGGCUGAGUUACAGAAAAUCUUAACCAAAGAAAGAGAAAUGAAUGUAUUUCUGGAAAAAGAAGUGGAAAAGACAGAAAAUGAAUUAGCUCUUUGGAAGUGGAAAUAUGAAGAACUGAGACAAUCUAAACUGGAAAGUCUGAACCAGCUGGAAAGAUUGCAGUUUGAGAAUACUUCUGAAUGGGGAAAGAGAGAGAGACUUGAAGUAGAAAAGCAAAGUUUGGAAGAAGAGAUCAGAAGGUUGAAGUUGCAAGUGAAAGAAAUUCAGGAACUUCUGGAGCUGAAAAAUAAAGCAGUACCAAUUAAAUUGAGUUGCGGCCAUGAAAAUGCACAAAGUCAGCUGCUGAUUAAAAAUAAGAUUAAAGAGACAGAAGAAAAUGAGCUCAGAAUUUGGGACCAGGCAAAGUUCCUUGUAUGUUGUUGGAGAUUCCACCAAGACAGUGAGUGAAGACACAAGAGAGAUUACCUGCAGCAACAAGGCUUAAAGGAAAAAAAGGAGCAAAAUACUUAAAGACUUCAAAAGACUUACAGGAAAAUUAAACAGUGGAAGUACAUAUAACAUGCAUGGAAACACUACAUGCAUUAUUUCUAUGUAUUUGACAUUUUCAGUAAGGGCCAAAGAAAUGUGUACUGCAGUGUGCACCAACUUAGAAUAUUUUGCUGUUUGUUCUUCUUCUCAGUUGUCUUAAUUGCCAUCUUCUAAAGCAAAAGAUGGAUUCUAAUUGAUGUAGCCCAUAGUUAAUCUGUGGGGAAAAAAAAAAGAAAAUUACAAUGUACAUUGCAAAGGAGAGAGUUUCGUAGAAGGUUCUGUGAAGACAGUGAGUCUGAAAUGGAAGUCAAUGCUUUUUGCUUUGUUUUUCUUUUUUUUUUCAUACAGCAAGGCACAAAUAACUAUUUCUCAGUUUUCCUACUUCUAUCAGAGUGGUAUACUGUAGUUAAAUCUAACAAUAUAUUUCUCUCCCUACUAAUAUACUGCAUACUCCUUCUAAAUCUGCUUCAGUGAUCAUAUAGUUGUUUUUUCUUCUUUUUUUUUUUCAUUGAGUUUGUGUAGGACCAUAGAAAAAAGAAAUAAUUAUUUCCAUAACUGGUAUCCCUGCUGUGGAAAUUGGUGUGAAGACAUUGUGUCUAAUUUAAAAUUUGCUUAGAUUUAGAUGGUGGUUUGUAAAGUUCGUGAAUGAAAAACAUGAAAGGUUUACAAUUAUAUAAGAAUCAUGUUUUCCUAGGAAUUUGUUAGCUGCUGGAGUUGGAGCACCUUCAUGACACCCCAUUGUGUAACAUAACAGUACUGAAAAUGUCAGUGUGUGCAAUAGAAAUUGAAAGUGCAUAAUUAUUGAUUUUUAAAUGCUGUAACAGCCAAAUGUACUUCUAUGGCUACACUGAAGUGCCUGAAAAUACAGUAAUGUCACAAAACAACUUACUGAUAAAAGUCUUUAUCUAACCUCUACAUACAAGCAAUUUUUGUUUUCUCUGACAAGCCAUAAGAAAUAAGGGUCUUUUAGAGAUGAAACUCUAGGGUUUCAGCAAUUGAGCAAAAUCUCUUUAAGCCUACAGUACCACCUGUGGCUAAAAAUCAAGUCAAACAAUUCCAUGAGUUACUGAGGAAACCAGGAUUCUGUCCUUCCCUCUCUAUCUCUAAACAUGAAAGAAAAACAAAUAUUGUUUAAUUGGUGCUGGAGAACAUCAUUGUGGUAACAGUUUGCCAGACUAAUAAGGAUAUUGAUGGAAAUCAACAGCUAGGAGCUACUUUCUGCUGAUCUGACUUGCACUUCUGUAUAAACCUUUAGUACAUGUUUGUCCUUCACUUCUCUGUAUUAUAAUUCCCAGUUGGUGUGAUAUAUCUGGCUAUUCCAGUGCUCAUAGUGGCAACAGAUAGAUCAUUGAACCUAUUCUAGUAUUUUAUUUCAGAAUAAUGAUACAGUAUGUUUUCUUUCUAUGAGGAAAUUCUCUCUAUGCCACAUGAUUCUUGUAAUCAUAUUACUGACCAUAUUUUAUUUUCAAGUGCUUUCUUCUUAAUUGUGGUGCUUAAGUUUUAUUGGAAGACUGCAAUAAUCAGACAAGUCACUUCAGUUUUUUAUAAUUUCUCCCUGUUCCCUGAGAAAAUUCAGCUACAUCUGCAUCUGUUAAGUGCAUAAAAUAUUUAUUUCAGCAACUACUUACACAGAAAACUUCAGAGGUCUCUGUGAAGAAGCAUACCCAUAAAUUAGUCACUUGAAAGAAAUCCAAGAUAUAAUAAUACAUAAUUGCCCUGACUGCAGUUGAGAAUGUCAGAGAAUGUUAAUUUAUGACCUUUUCAUCAUAAUACUAGAAUGUUUCCUGAUCUUAAACAUACAUCUAUGAUAUCUGCUCUCUACUGAUAUUCCCAUCCAUUCACCUUCACGUUCCCCUUGGUGGGCAGAGAAGACUGCAUAUUUGUGCAGAAGAAGUGGCUUGCUCAAAGUCACUAAGGAUAAAUAUUUGAAAAAAUUAUCAGGAAAACUUACCCUAAAGCUGGUUCCAAACCAUUGAGCCAUCCUCAGUCUCUCAGAGGCAAUGAUCGGUGCCUAAAAUAGUGGAAUGCUUCUAGAAAAAGAAUUAAAAAUCUCAUCUUGUUAUUCUUUUUAAGAGAUGAUACUGUAUGUAUUGCAUGUCAAUUAGUUUAACAAACAAAUAAUAAACAGAGAAAGACUUACAAAUGACUUUCACAGCUGGUAAGUUGUGUUACAUCUUAGUUAAAACAACAAAUGUUUAUAUUAUUUCAUAUUGGUACAAAAACAUUCAAAAGAUUAGAGAGAUAGGAAGGAACGAUUAAAGUGGUCGAGUGGUCAUUUAGUAGUGGAUAUAGAAAUAAAAUUAAUGCUGUCUUAUACUUCCUCCUUCCUAAAUAAAAUACUACCCUUCUGA